AUGGAGUAUAUUGAGGCGGAGACCCAGGAGGGUGAGCACAAGGACCAGAAAACAGAACAAUUGGUGAAUGAGCUGGAAGAACAGGUCGAGAAGGUGUACAACAACAUAGAAACCCAGACUGUUUCUGGCUGGAACACGUUUAGUGGGUUCUUUAGCAGUGUGCAAAAGAAACUGCCAGACUAUCUCACCGAAACAAAGGAACUUGCCAAGAACAUUGAUUUACAGAAGACGUUGAACUCGACGCGGGAGAAUUUCGAAAAGAACCUGAGCAAUUUGCAGAACAAGUUUAGCGAAGAGGAAUUAAAGGAGAUCAGAGAGAAUUCAAGCAAAUUGCUCCAGAAUCUGAACGAGAACACAAACAAGUACUUGGAUGAUUUGGACCAGGAUCUGGAGAAGAUCGAAAAUGUCACUUUGGGAUACGCCUCGAAGCUGGGCAGUUUGCUUGCGUCGAAAACAGGACUCAAUCUUGGCGGUGAGAGCGAGGUUUCUGGCGACAAGAAGGACGAGGUUCUUUUCAACAUGCCCCAGAACGUGGCCACGAACCGGCUCGAGGCCCAAUUGCACGAAUUGGAGAACAACAAAGAUCUAUAUCUGUCCAAUGCCAAAGAUGAGACUGUGCAGAACUACACCCUGAGUCCAGAAGAGGAGACUGAGAAGACCGCGCUGGCUAACAAGGAAAACAUCAAGACUCUGUACGAGCAGCUUGUUCCAGGCGACAUCGAGGGCUCUCUAUUCUGGAAGAUCUUUUUCUCUACCAAGUCCAAGAUCUUGGAAGAGGAGAAGAAACGCAAAGAAAUGCUCGAGAAGAAACCGGCCGAUGACGACGAGGAAGAUUUCGACUGGGACGACGAUGACGACGAAGAGAAAAAAGAUGAGUCUGAGAAAAACUAA
Messenger RNA from Ogataea philodendri, 891 nucleotides. RefSeq lists its product as uncharacterized. Lineage: Eukaryota; Fungi; Ascomycota; Pichiomycetes; Pichiales; Pichiaceae. Gene Ontology annotation, cellular component: cytoplasm. The coding region runs from base 1 to 891 and encodes 296 amino acids. The record is from RefSeq and is a predicted model, not a curated record. The transcript has a single exon.